GAUAAAGAGAUAGAGUUCACCAUGUGGUGCUCAAAUGAUUUAGUUAUGCGAGUUCUGUGGGAACACAUUUUACAAGGUACCUCUGGAACUUUGGAUUAAUGAAUUUUUCUUGAUAAAUAUAUAUAUAUAUAUAUAUAUAUAUAUAUAUAUAUAUAUAUAUAUAUAUAUAUAUUUAAGCAUCUAACAAAUUUUUGUCCCGUCAAAUAACCAACCGUAAGGCAAUUUUUGGUGUAAAGUUUAUGAUGUUUUUGGGGUCCAUUGUUUUGUUAUACUCUCUCUUGUUACAUACAUAUCGAUCCAUCCAUAUCUAGUUGUGAAGAAAUAUUAUUACCAAUUUGGUUGUGAGUCAUCGUCAUCAUUUAAGCGUGGUAGGUGAGCCCACUUACAUUAUAUAAUCAUUCCUCACUUUUUUCUCCUUGUCUCGUAUACUUAUUCCACAAACCACCACAAACCACCGCCCGCCGCCACCGUCAGCUCAAUUUUCAUAAACUACAGUAAAGAUAUGAAAAUCGACGUGAAGGACUCGACGCUGGUGCGGCCGUCGGCGGCGACGCCGGCAGUCAACCUGUGGAACUCGAACGUUGACCUGGUGGUGCCCAACUUCCACACCCCGAGCGUCUACUUCUACCGCCCCUCCGGCGCGGCCGGCUUUUUCGACACGGCGGCGAUGAAGGCGGCGCUGGGCCGCGCGCUGGUGCCGUUCUACCCCAUGGCGGGGAGGCUGAAGAGAGAUGAGGACGGCCGAAUUGAGAUCAACUGCAACGCCGAGGGCGUGCUCUUUGUGGAGGCGGAGUCCGACGGCUCGGUGGAUGAUUACGGAGACUUCGCCCCGACUUUGGAGCUCCGCCGCCUCAUUCCGGCGGUGGAUUAUUCGCAGGAAAUAUCCGCCUACCCGCUUCUCGUGUUGCAGGUGACAUUUUUCAAAUGCGGCGGAGUUUCGUUAGGCGUUGGAAUGCAGCACCAUGUGGCGGACGGAUUUUCCGGGCUUCACUUCAUCAAUACAUGGUCCGAUAUGGCUCGGGGGCUGGACAUCACCCUCGAGCCAUUCAUCGACCGGACCCUUCUUCGGGCACGCGAUCCCCCUGAGCCGCAGUUCAAGCACAUCGAGUACCAGCCCCCUCCGGCCAUGAAAACUUACGGGGAGGCUGAGACUCUUGUUUCCAUAUUCAAGCUAACUCGCGAGCAGCUUACUACUCUCAAAGCCAAGUCCAAGGAUGACGGUAACACGGUCACUUAUAGCUCCUACGAGAUGCUAGCCGGCCACAUAUGGCGCUGCGCCUGCUUGGCACGUGGCCUACCCGAAGACCAAAGCACCAAGCUAUACAUCGCAACAGACGGGCGGUUUAGGCUCCAGCCCCCGCUCCCACCGGGCUACUUUGGCAAUGUCAUCUUCACGGCCACGCCCAUGGCCGUGGCAGGGGACCUUGAGUCUAAGCCUGCGUGGUACGGAGCCAGUAAGAUCCACGAUGCAUUGGCCCGAAUGGACAACGAGUACUUGAGGUCAGCUCUGGAUUACUUGGAGCUCCAGCCGGACCUUAAGGCGCUUGUUCGAGGGGCGCACACGUUUAGGUGCCCUAACCUCGGGAUAACGAGUUGGGUGAGGCUCCCCAUCCAUGAUGCUGAUUUUGGGUGGGGGAGGCCCAUCUUUAUGGGGCCGGGCGGCAUAGCAUACGAGGGCCUCAGCUUCGUGCUGCCCAGCCCGGCCAACGACGGGAGCCUAUCGGUUGCGAUUUCUCUGCAGGCAGACCAUAUGAAGGUCUUCGAGAAGCUGCUCUAUGAGAUUUAAGUUAUGUCAAACUUUCCAUUUUGCCCCGUGUGUUUGCAAGGAUGUUUUUGCACAUUAUUCGUUUUUACCUCACCUGACAUUUCUGAGCAUGUAAGAUACGGCAACGCUCUUCGAUUUUAAUUUAAAUAUUUUUUUACUACAA
Molecule: messenger RNA, 1928 nt
Organism: Salvia miltiorrhiza (redroot sage)
Lineage: Eukaryota; Viridiplantae; Streptophyta; Magnoliopsida; Lamiales; Lamiaceae
Product: shikimate O-hydroxycinnamoyltransferase
Exons: 2
Coding region: 503-1786 (427 amino acids)
Molecular function (GO): acyltransferase activity, transferring groups other than amino-acyl groups
Source: RefSeq, a predicted model, not a curated record